GAAAGCGAACUUAUUGGUCGUUUAUUGUUACGGAUUCAGGCAAAAAUAUCGGGGUGGCACAGGGCUGACCAUAUUGGCACGACGAAGGCGAGAUUGGCAAAGUCAAGGCAAUUUUCGGAACUCAUUUUUAAGGAUAUCAUCAUGGUAUCAUAUGCAUCAGAAUCAGUCCUUGAGAGCUGCCCAGCUUUUAAAGAUGGCUGUCCUUAUUCUAAGAUUACACAAGACCUUUUUGUGGAAGAAAUCAAGAAAUGCCCUGAGUUCAAACAAGGGUGCCCCUUUAAGAACACAGACAAUGUAAAGGAUAUCCUGAAAGAACUUUCCAAGAUGCCAGAGAUAAAACAUCACUCAGGAUCAACACAUGAACAUCUACUUAACAUGCUGAAAGCCAUUCACACGGAGUCUAAAAAGCUGGAAGAGAAGGUUGGAGAGUGUCCUGCAUUCAAGACAGAGGAAGGCUGUCCUUUCAAAGAUGCCAGCAAGGAAGGAAAACCUUUGAUAGACCCACCAGCAGCUGUGUUAGAAGGUUUUACUGCCUCUGAUGUCAGUAAACUGAAGGAGAAGUGUCCUGCUUUCAAAGAAGGGUGUCCAUUUGCCAACAUGGAUAAUGAAGUUCUUUUGGAAAAAAUUAAGAAAUGCCCUGAGUUUAAAGAAGGAUGUGCCUUCAAAGAAGCCAAAACAAUCAAAGAGAUCUACAAUAAGCUGUCACAGAUGCCAAGCAGUGACAAGGACUGCCACCAUAAAGAAGCUCUGAUGGAGACCAUGAAAGUCAUUCACAGUGUUGGCCAUGAGAAAGCUGACAAGUGUCCAAUCCUUCUGAAGGACGGUUGUCCAUUCAAAUCUGUUGAGAGUGAAGGAAAGCCACUUUUCAGUCCAGCAGAAUCUGUAUUGCCCUCAGAGUCUGAGUCAGAAGAGCCUUCUACCCAUUUUGUUAACCUCAAAGAUUUAAAAGAAACUUGCCCAGCAUUUGCAUCUGGAUGUCCAUUUGCAAAAGUUGGUGACAAACAGUUGGAUGAAGAGCUGAAACAGUGUCCUGAAUUCAAAGAUGGAUGCCCUCAUAAGGACAGUGAAACUAUUGGAGAUAUUUACAAAAAGCUUGCCAGUCUUCCAUCCUUCUCUGUGCAGGGAUCACAUGGUGCUAAGCUCGUAGAAAUUUUCAGGUACAUACAUGAAGUGUCCAAUGGACUGAAAGAGGAAAUGGGUGAGUGUCCCAUGUUUGCAACGGUGGAAGGAUGUCCAUUCAAGACUGUCUGCAGUGACGGCAAACCACUGGUUGACAAGCUGGAUGGUCAACGUUGGACCAAGAUUUUCCAGAGUUCAAUUGAUGACAUCAAAGAAGAUGUCAAUAAAGAAAUUGAGAAAACAGAACCAUCUAUUCAUCUGUCAAAGGAGUUGAAGAAAGGCACCAAAGUUAUCCACAGAGAAGCAGAAAAUAUUCACUUUGUAAAGGAGUUUGCCAAGGGAAGGAUUGAGAGACAGUGGUAUAAAGAACUUUUGGCUGAUCUUUACUUUGUGUACAGAGCACUUGAAGAAGAGAGUGAGAGACAUAAAGAUCAUGAUCUGUUCAAAGCAGUGCAUUUUCCUAAAGAGCUUGGUCGUUUGCAGUCCUUGGAAGAAGAUAUGGAGUUUUAUUUUGGCGAGGAAUGGAAGGAGCAAGUUCCAAUGUCUGCAGCUACAAAAGCCUAUGUUGACAGAAUCCAUGAAGUAGCUGACAAGGAUCCAGCUCUGUUGAUAGCUCAUCAUUACACCAGGUACCUGGGGGAUUUGUCAGGUGGACAAAUUUUAAGAAAAAUGGCCACUAAAGCUAUGGAUCUCCCAAGUACUGGAGAAGGAGUGCACUUUUAUGUCUUUGAUAACAUUCCUGAUGCUAAGAAGUUUAAGAACAAGUACAGAUCCUGCCUUGAUGAACUCAGCAUUGACAAAGUGAAAUCAGAUGAGAUUGUUAAAGAAGCAAAUUAUGUUUUCCUGCUCAACAUUCAUUUGUUUCAAGAGAUAGAUGAUAUGGCUGGAUUUGAAGAUCAGGUUACCAAGAAGAAAAAGAAGCUGACAGUUGAAGAGGUUUACAGUAGCAUUGACACCAGUAAAGAUCAGGCUCAUGGGGUGUGUCCAUUUGCAGUCAUGGCCAAAAAACCUGCACAAGGAAACACAACAGCUCCAAGAAGUGAAGGAAGGAAUGUUCAUCCAGUGCUUCUGGCAGUAAUUAUUGCCAUUGCAGCCAUUCUGCUAGGGCUGGUGUUCACCAAAAUAAUGUGAAACAGUACAAUGUUGUGUUGCUUGUAUUAAGAACAGUGCUUUCAAAACAAAUUUAUAUGACAAUAGAAAAACAUUUUGAUCCUUGAUUUAAUUCAGAUUAACAGUUUUAAUAUUAUAGUUAUUAUUAAAUGAGAGUACAAGAUCAAGGUGUUCCAUAGUGUAGAGGUUUGAGUGGUGAAUACAGGUGAUCUCAAGUGAGGAAUUGAAGGUAUCAAAGAACUAGUUUUUUGCUUUUGGUAUUUUCAAAUUUAUAAUUUUUGACCAUCAUGGCUAACUUUCAGUAGAAGUAAUUAAAGCAUCCAACUAAAAAAUAAUUUUUGAAUAUGCACAGUGAACUUGAUGUUGCCAGAAUAGGACACUGUCAUGAAGAAAAGUUAUUUUAGUGAAAGUAAGUCAAUGAAUGAAGACAUCAAUAAAGAAACUGGAUGAUGAUUUUUUUAUGAGGACUUAAAAGAAGCAGAUGAUCCUAAGGGGUUAUCAACCCUACUGCUGAAACUCUAGUAAAGACAAGUACAUUUAGAUUCAGAAUUUUGGGCAAUGAUGAUGCAGUAUCAUUUUUCUACAAUUUAUAAUUCCUUUACAUGUUUAUGGGAGUUUUUAAAUUUAGAGUGAUAGUUUAAUGUGCAGCUCUCAUAUUAUAUUGAAGAAUAGUCCUGACAUUUGAAACAAUUUAUAUAUAUUUAUGUAAUGAUUUAAUAAAUGCUAAUCAGUUAAUAUA
Messenger RNA from Pocillopora verrucosa, 2968 nucleotides. RefSeq lists its product as uncharacterized. Gene Ontology annotation, biological process: heme oxidation; heme catabolic process; response to oxidative stress. The record is from RefSeq and is a predicted model, not a curated record. Gene Ontology annotation, molecular function: heme binding; heme oxygenase (decyclizing) activity. NCBI's taxonomy places the organism in Eukaryota, Metazoa, Cnidaria, Anthozoa, Scleractinia, Pocilloporidae.